AUGUCAAACUCUGCCAGUCACUCCCCUUCUGCCGUCCACGGAUGGACGGCGGUCCCGCUCAGCCCCAAAGACCUGCUCGCAGGUGAGCCUUAUAUCUAUAAACCAGAAAGCCUCUUGGUCAAGGAUAUACAUUUUCCUUCAGAUGAUCACCUUGUCACCAAAGUUCAACAAUAUGCCAAAGAAAAAUUACCUCUCCCGACAUAUCAUCAUUCCAUGCGCGUCUACUACUUUGCUACUGCUAUCCUGCAACAACAAUUCCCUGGCUUUGCCAAGUCCCUGUCACGGUCAACCUUGGCAACCACAGCCUUGCUCCAUGACAUCGGCACGACACAUGACAACUUGCGCGCUACACAACUCUCAUUUGAGUAUUACGGCGGCAUGAUUGCCCUUGAUCUGGUCGGCAAAGAACUCGGGGCGCCGCAAGAGCAAGCCGAGGCCGUCGCAGAAGCCAUCUUUCGUCACCAGGAGCUGGGAGAGAGGGGCAAGAUCACAUUUCUAGGCCAGCUCCUCCAACUAGCCACGAUCUACGAUAACAUGGGCGGCCAUGCCGAUUUAGUGCACCCAGAUACCACAGCUGACGUCAAUGAGGCCUUUCCUCGGCUUCACUGGAGUCAGUGCUUUGCUGCGACAAUCCGAGAAGAGAACGGCUUAAAGCCGUGGGCGCACACCACUACAUUGGGCGAAGAGGAGUUUCCCGAGGGAGUAUUGCAAAACCCUUUGGCCAAACAAUUCGAAUGAGAAUUAUACUAUUGAAACCUAGGUCAAACAACAGACACAAUGGAAUGAAAGAGAGAGACAAAAAGCUUUCCAGGGCUGCGUUGCGCACCCUAGGUAUCGUAUGGACAUAUACUUAGUCAGACCAUAUCUUUUAAUUGUAAUAAGCUCUGUCAUGCUUUGUCUAUCUGAGGAACACGAACAGCAUCAACUUCGCAAUAUAAGAGCAUCUAG
Messenger RNA from Cryphonectria parasitica EP155, 948 nucleotides. RefSeq names its product cyanamide hydratase. Lineage: Eukaryota; Fungi; Ascomycota; Sordariomycetes; Diaporthales; Cryphonectriaceae. The transcript has 2 exons. The coding region runs from base 1 to 738 and encodes 245 amino acids. The record is from RefSeq and is a predicted model, not a curated record.